Messenger RNA from Sparassis crispa, 1290 nucleotides. RefSeq lists its product as hypothetical. The transcript is spliced from 8 exons. NCBI's taxonomy places the organism in Eukaryota, Fungi, Basidiomycota, Agaricomycetes, Polyporales, Sparassidaceae. Bases 1 to 1290 code for a protein of 429 amino acids. The record is from RefSeq and is a predicted model, not a curated record.
AUGAUUUUCAAAGCCGCUGCGCUCACUGUUUUCCUCUUUCUUUCUUUCUCGGCGAGCGCCGCUCCGAGCUUUGAUUUUCGUACAGUGCACUCUCCCCCUGGUGAUAGCAAGACGGAUGGUAGUGCGUCAGCUUCGUCCUUGGUGGCGGUUGAGUCCGCGGUGUCUUGCGCCACACAAGCAGUAGCAGUAGCUAUUGCCGUUUCUUCGGAGGCCGUUUCGUCGUCGAUAGUGGAUUCUUCGGCAUCAAUAUCGGUUUCAGCGGCCUCAGCGACCAAUACAUCUUUAGGGAAGAAGUCUUCCGGCUCUGGGGGGUCAGCUUCAUCCGCCGUCUCCGCGGUGGCAUCUUCCUCCGCUGCCUCUUCGGUAGCAUCGUCGGCUACUGCUUCUGUAGUCUCUUCGGCGUCUGCUUCCGCGAGCGGGUCAUCAGAGAACGGCUCAUCAAAGAACGGGUCGAAGGGUUCGAAGGGUUCGAAGGGGUCUUCGUCCUCUUCGGUCGUAUCAUCAGCCGCUGCCUCCGCGACAGCAUCGAGCUCUUCUGGCAAUAAUUCCACGGAGGCAGUGUCGUCUUCCGCUUCUGUCUCUUCAACUGCGUCAGCAGCUGCUGCCUCGAGCACUGCAUCUGCUAGUAAUAACAGUAGCGAUCCCCAGUCCGCGUUGACAUUGCUUCCUUCUGUUAUUGCGACAGGUUUCGAGGACAACGGUCAGGAUGUGCCGGCUGCUGGACAAGUCGCGUCAUUGACAUCGUCGAACAACUUCAUCAACUUCUGUGCGACUGUCCCUCAGUUGCCGAUCACCAACGGCCAGCAAAUUACAACGGGUUCCUGCAACCCAGCCCCGAUGGGUAUUAUCGCCGCCACUACCAACAUGCCCUCCGCGAAAUUUGUCUUCCCCGCCAACGGCGCCACCAUCCCCGCGAACCAAAACUUCACCAUCCAGAUGGCCGUCUCGAACUUCGACACUGGGUUCUUCGUGAACGCAGAGAAGAACUACUUCGCAGGGCCCCAGGUCGUUAACAGCGCCGGGAACAUCCAGGGCCACUCGCACGUCGUGAUCGAGAAGCUUACGUCGCUCAACCAGACAACGCCCACGCAGCCCACCAUCUUCGCAUUCUUCAAGGGUAUGAACGAAGCCGCGCAGAAUGGCGUCCUGACCGCGACUGUGACAAACGGUCUGCCCGCAGGCGACUAUCGAUUGGCUUCGAUAAACUCUGCCGCAAAUCAUCAGCCUGUGCUCGUGGCUAUCGCCCAGCACGGCACUCUCGACGACAUGAUCUAUUUCACCGCGCAGUAA